AUGUCUGCUUUCCACACCACGCCCGCGGACCAUGCCAAGGGUGGCAAGAGCAAGAAGAAGCGCAAGGGCAAGGGCGACGAGCCCGACCCCCGCAUCAUUAACCUCAAGUCGUCGAUGCCGCGCGCCGUGCCGGCCCCCCUACGAUUCGCCCGCAAUCGCGCGCUGCGCCAUUGGACUAUUCACCGCGCGUGGCUGCUUUUCCAGCGUAAGGAGCGGGAGCGGGAGGCGCAUGAGCUGGAGAGGAUGUACCAAUCCAUGCACAACGCCGCCGAAGAGCUGCGCCAGACCAGCGGGCCCGGUACCCGCGAGGAGGGCUUCCUGUACCGCGUCGCCAUGGAGAAGAAGGGCGUGUACGGCCACAACGCCGUGCCCAUCGAGUACGCCAGGCCGCAGACCGAGACCCCGGCGCGGGAGCCGUGGAACCAUGGCUGGACGCGCUGA
Messenger RNA from Anthostomella pinea, 441 nucleotides. The record is from the annotation of a GenBank genome assembly. Lineage: Eukaryota; Fungi; Ascomycota; Sordariomycetes; Xylariales; Xylariaceae.